Etheostoma cragini (Arkansas darter) is the source of this 2237-nucleotide messenger RNA. It is a transcript of the gene naf1, whose product is annotated as nuclear assembly factor 1 homolog (S. cerevisiae). Lineage: Eukaryota; Metazoa; Chordata; Actinopteri; Perciformes; Percidae. The coding region runs from base 64 to 1299 and encodes 411 amino acids. Gene Ontology annotation, molecular function: RNA binding. Gene Ontology annotation, cellular component: sno(s)RNA-containing ribonucleoprotein complex. The record is from RefSeq and is a predicted model, not a curated record. The transcript is spliced from 9 exons. Gene Ontology annotation, biological process: pseudouridine synthesis; box H/ACA snoRNP assembly; ribosome biogenesis.
AGCUGGCCAGGAGUUUCAUGAGGUUCUCCGCUGCACAGACCCAGCAGCCUCACCAACAAACAGAUGGAGGGAAAUUUAUCAAAGGAGAAUGGCCACACGUUACCAGCUCAUAAGGAGGGGCAAGAGGAGAUGGAGGUUACCGUGACAACACAACUAGAAAAUCUCAUCGUAACCCCGGCCAAUGCAGACCCAUCAUCAAAUACAGCAACCCACCCAGAGGAACCGGGAGGUGUCCACACACACUCGCCAGCGGCAACGCUUCCUUUACACACUGUUUCUAAGACAGAGGACUGUGACGACGAUGAGUCAGAAGACUCAGACAGUGACAGCUCUUCCUCCUCCUCUUCGUCCUCUUCAUCCUCAUCCUCCUCUUCUCCCACUGCCCCCAUUUUUGAGGAUGAUGAUGAGGGUUUUAGCCAGCCGGCACCCAUCAAAACCAGGGAUGAAGUCCUGCUCGAGGAGCUGCCGGCAGUGGAGGAGGUGUCGGUGUCAUUACCAGAAGAUGCACAACUGCAGCCUGUAGGAACAGUCUCCAGUAUUAUACAGCAACUUGUUAUAAUCCAGUCUCUGAAAGACACGCCCCCUCUGACUGACGACAGCAUCAUCUUUAGAUCUGAUAGGCUGGCUGUUGGCAAGGUCUUUGAGGUGUUUGGUCCAGUGUCCAGUCCGCUGUACGUCUUACGUUUUAACUCUGCGGACGAGAUAAGCAGCAAGGGGCUGACGGAGGGACUGGCUGUUUAUUACGCACCGGCCAUCAAAGAGUACACAAAAUACAUCCUCACACAACAGCUCAAAGUGUAUAAAGGAUCUGAUGCGUCCUGGAAGAAUGACCAAGAACCACCAGUGGAGGCUUUAGAUUAUAGUGAUGAUGAGAAGGAACAAGAAGCAAAGAGGAAAGGGAAGAACUCCAGAAAGAAGAGGGACAACAACAACACCGAUAAUCCUGCCCACGUUACCCAGAACACCUUGCUGCAGCAGCGCAAUACCAGAGGUUUCCCACCAAGACACGCAGGAGCUCCACUCAGGCACCAGAACCUGACAAAUAACACAGCAGCUCCACCCAGACACAUACUCCCACCACCCAGACACACGCAUGUCCCUCCCAUGUACCGCCCCCCUCCCUGCCCCUACCCUCCUCCCCCUCAUCACAUUUUUCCCCCACCCAACUUCCCUCUGUAUCCCCCCCCUCCUCCCUCUUUCUUCAAUCCAUCUUUCUCCUCUCCGCUUUGGCCACCGAACGCUGUCCCCUUCUCUGACCUCCCCCCUCCUCCUCCCCCCCCUCCACCCCCACCUCAGUGAUGCUCUGUACAUGUAUGCACUGAGCUGCUGGGGACUUGAUGUUUAGGUUCAUGUGUAAUGUGUGUGUAGACUGUCGGAGAGCUGGAUGAUUUCUUAAUGGAGCUGGAAGAGCCCACCACAUAUUCUCUCAUUGCAAUGUUUUUUUAAAAGUUUUUUUUAAUAAUUUAAUUUUUUCUGACAUCUGGACCUCCUGAGAGGAAGUAUCCUGAUCAAAAUGGUAUUUUCUAUUUGUCAUAGUCCAAGUAAAUGUAAACAUUUUCUUUAUCAAAUGUCACUCAAAGCAACACUAAAGAACCUUUUUAGAAAGCUUUUGGUCCAUUACGGUUGUUGUAAUGUCUCAGUCGAACAACAGAUCCCCCGCCCGAUCUGGCACACUUGUGUAAUGUCAUGUCAUGUAAUGGACAAGUCCUCUUCCAACCUGUAGGGGGACCGAACUGGGAAAAGUUCUCUAGUGUUGCUUAUAACCGUCCACACAUGCACACUGAAACACCGCAGAGACAACAGGCUGCCUUUCAUUAUGAGUUGAACCUCAAAAUCCAAAUCAUGCUGGGACUCGAGACUGAACAAACAACUACAUGCAGCCAAGCAUUCGAUUCCCCCUUAACACAAAGUAAUCUAUUCUGGGUUAAUGAACUUUGAACAAACCCGAGACAAAGCUGUGUAUCCCGGUCAGUGGAUUCUUUAUAAUAAAUCAUUUUACUAUGGAGGACUUUUAUAAGAGAAAGUGUGCAAAUGAACUACUUUCUCUUGCUCCAGUAUAGUGGUAAACGCUAUUAUAAUAUGAUCAAAAAUAACAGUCCGAUAGAGAAUAGAGGGAGCCUGCUGUUUUUAUCUGUGUGAUGGGGAGUAAGAUGUACACAUGCUAUGACUUCUUCUGAAUCUCAAUGAAAUAUGUUUGAAUGUCAGUAAAGGCACCAGAGCCAACAAGUGUCACAUGA